AUGCUCGACGUGGUUAACAACGUCAAGACGGCCGUCGAGGAGGCGUGCCCGGGGGUCGUGUCGUGCGCCGACAUCAUCGCGCUAGCCGCCAGGGACGCCGCGGCCAUGGCGGGGCGGGUGCGCUACGACCUGCCCACGGGGAGGAGGGACGGCACCGUGUCCAGCGCGGCCGAGGUGAACCUGCCGAGCCCAUCCGUGUCGUUCGCCGAGGCCCUGUCCACCUUCCGCUCCAUCGGCCUCGGCGUCGUCGACCUCACCACCUUGCUAGGUUCACAUACCAUGGGAUUCUGCCACUGCGGGCUCAUCGUGAACAGGCUCUACAACUACAACAGCACCAUCCCGUUCGACCCGACCAUGGACGCCGGCCUGCUCGCCGUGCUCCGGAGCCGGUGCCCGCCGCACGUGGUGACGACGCCGCAGAACCUGUCCCGCGACGCGAUCGUGCCGAUGAACUUCGACGCGCCGCUCGGCCCGUUAGGCCUCGACAACUCCUACCCGAGCGUGCUCGCCGGGAGAGCCGUCCUGCAGAUUGACCAGGAGCUCGCGUCCUCUGGCGCCGCACGCCGGAUCGCGGCCAUGUUCGCGUCGCGGCCGGGGAACUUCCGGCUGCAGUUCGCCAAGUCCAUGGUGAAGCUGGGGGGCGUGAACGUCCUGACGGGGAGGCAAGGGGAGGUCAGGCUCAACUGCCGACGGUUCAACAGCUGA
Molecule: messenger RNA, 705 nt
Organism: Panicum virgatum (switchgrass)
Lineage: Eukaryota; Viridiplantae; Streptophyta; Magnoliopsida; Poales; Poaceae
Product: probable peroxidase 61
Exons: 1
Coding region: 1-705 (234 amino acids)
Biological process (GO): response to oxidative stress
Molecular function (GO): peroxidase activity; heme binding
Source: RefSeq, a predicted model, not a curated record